Messenger RNA from Eimeria acervulina, 2142 nucleotides. RefSeq lists its product as hypothetical. Bases 1 to 2142 code for a protein of 713 amino acids. The transcript has a single exon. Lineage: Eukaryota; Apicomplexa; Conoidasida; Eucoccidiorida; Eimeriidae. The record is from RefSeq and is a predicted model, not a curated record.
AUGGAGCCCGUUCUUUCAGUGGGAAGGGGGCCCUCACGAGUCACCCGCCUGAGGACGCGGCUCUUCCCCGGUCUUGCACAUCCAGAGAAUGCCGAAACAGUCAUCACCUCGGAACCCCCAAUUGCCUUCGCAGGCCCGAAGGUGCUGAUCUGUCGCAGACGCACUGGCAGUUCAACACAGACAACCGGCCCACUCAAAGCCAUUCAAACUGCUUUCCGCAAGAUAACGAGCAAACGGCGACAAGUAAACCAAGUGCAGCAACAUCAGCUCGCAAUCUCAGUCGACCCAACGUUACAAACUGAGUCGCUGUCCAACGCCUCUGACCCGCCGUGUGAGAGGUUUGCGCAGGAGCAGGACCUCGAGACCGUACCCUGUGACGAUUGCAAUCAGAGCAGUGCUGAACGCAAGACAGGUGCAGUGGCAGAACCACAGAACAACUCUCCUGCUGCUACGCCCACACCAGCUACAACACAAGGCAUGAAGAAAGGUUUCGCGCUACCCCAUGACUGCCCAACGAUCAUAGAAGGGGAAGAGUGGGGCUCUGGGGAGUGCAGCGAACCGGAGGAAGUACUCGCAAGGCCUAAUAGCUACACACCAACAUCAGCAGUUCACACAUCUGUAGCAGAAGCCGCAGCCGCACUUGCUACAUUAGAAACAACGGAGAUUCAUAUGCACACUCCCACACUCGAUGCUGCCUUCCUUCAGUCGGGGGCGCUUUUAGAAAAGGGAUACCACAGCUGCUCAGCCCAAAGAGCACACAAGAACUGGCACGCAACUCUGAUUGCUCCCUGGAAAGCAAGCAAAACGAACCUGUCUCAGUUGAGUGCUUCCCACUCUGACCGCACUCCUGAAGUAAUUCAUGAGAACCCGAAGUGCAGCUACUCACAAGACGUACAGCUAGCGAGUGGGCAGCCCAACAGAGCGUUUCCUGCGCCUGCGCAAGGCUCCUGUCUCCCAGGACACUGGACCGAUGCAACAGGUCGAGCAGAGAAGACGACUGCUGCUGCAGCGGUGCCCCGUAACUCUUCCACAACUCAUGCACAAGGACAAGGACCAAGGCAACGAGACGGGGAGAGAAACGGUGUGGGUUGUUCUUCGGUUAUUGCCAGUUUCAUGGAGAGGGUGGUUUCUAUGAUAGAGGGAUCUGCCGCUGUGUUGAGCUCUUGCGGAACAGCAGACAUCAUUGAUGAGAGUCAACUGGUGGUCUCAAGUGGCCGCAUUGCCCGGGCCCGUCAGGCCUUACAGUCCGCCCCUAGAAACAACGCUGCAGCUAUUCACAGCAGAGGCGCCCCCAGCCUCCAAAUGCAUCAACAAUCAUGCGGAGGUUGUGAAGAUACAAAUGUACCAAAUGGUCACUCUGUUCCUGCCCAAGUCAAGCCGAACUCAGCUAGAGAACCAGAUCAUCAAAGUUGUAGUUCAGGCGGAGAAAAGAAAUGGGAAGGCAAAAGCUGCGACGGAAACCAGGAGGAAAAGCUCCAAGAAGACUCCGUCAAAAGACUAGAAGAGAAGUUCCCUGGAGUUCCAGAAGAGUUUUCCUGUGCAGAUAAGCAAGAAAAAGAAGAAAGCGGCCUGUCGAGCGUCUAUCCGGGUGUUUCGCAUAAAGAUUCGACUUCAGCAAAAGUUAAUUUGCCAGACGUUUCACUGGAGGAAAUCAAAAAGCUUGAUACGCUGCCAGAGGCCGCCAUGAUGAGGCUACGUGGCACAUACAUCAUGGCGUGCACCGCCGAAUGCGCUCGCUUGCACAUUCAGCAUUUUGAAAGCAACAAGGCGGAAGUAGUGAAUAUAGCGCGGUGUACAACGACUUUUGCUGGCCUUGAUCAAAUCAAGCAUUCGAAAUAUCACAAUACGUGGGACCAGCGGCCAUCUGCAGCACGUAAGGCUGUCUCAAAUGAAUACCUUGACGCAGCCACAAAGACAGGCCGGUGCAACGCUAGAGCAUGCAGCAGCAAUCAGAAACUCUUAGUAGAGACUGCAGCAAAUGCAUCUCUUUGGGGCCUGUCAUUUAUACCUGCAGAGGACGAAACGGAAGCAGUGUCUCCCCUUCCUCCUCCUCCUUCUCCUCGGGCUGAAAAACGCACGACAAAUGGAAAUUUGAGUUUAGGCAGCUUGGCAUGGUUUUCCAAUGGAACCUAUUUCAGCUGA